AUGCACACUGCGCUUAAGGAAUGGUGGACGGACUAUCGUUGUGGCUCAGAUUACGACGCACGCAACUGCGAGGGUGACAGUGAUCAAACCUGUGACUUCAAGCAGUGUCUAGUGAUGAACGGCGAUACUUUGGCGACGGUGACUGCCUCAAUCACUGAGGAUGCCAAGAAAGAAUCAGAGUCUGUGUUGGCUCAGGUGGAGGACGAAGCGUACCAAACAGUGACGCAAAUUCAUCGCUCAUUGGACUGCACGUCUUUCGGUGGUACCGAUGGAGAGUGCGAGUUCAGAGCAAAGUUGUCGGAGCUUAUCGAGACGACGGAGACGCUCAAUGUCGCCUCAACUUACAGUUCUGGCCAGGCUACAGACUAUGUCUUCUGGCGGUACAAACUCGUCUCAGACGGUGAAUCCUGGCAGUUGUGGAAGACUGGCAAACAAGAGAACUACGGAGAAGUGACGUACGAUAACGACGACGUGCUGACGUUCGCGAACCCGGAGACGAAGAUCACUAUCGAAGCCUGGACGCAGUGCGGUCUAGUCCGUCGCUUCUUCUUCUACGUACACCUUCACGUCAACAGUCCCGUGAGUGUGUGUGAAAAGUUCAACGACAUGUGGUACCAGACGUCCGUGUCGAGACUACCGAUCGGCUCUGGCAUGUGCGCCUACCCUGGUAGUGACUUUGCCGAGCUGACGUUCGACUUCCACCCGAACGCUGGUCUUCAGUAUUCUCGUGAGGAAUUGAGGAUGAAGGUGUCCAAGGUUGAGUGCACAGGAGCUCUGGAAGGCCGUAAGCCGAUUGAUAUCUUGAGUGUGACUCAAGACUCCCCUGAAAUCGUGACCCGGUUCGCUGUCGCGAUGCUGAACAAAGCCACAACUGAAGCCGCGACGGAUUUCCACGUGGAGUGUGUGUUCACGUACGCUAAGUACAGUGGAGCGUCUGCCACCGAGACGUGCAAGCGUGACUUCUCCAUUUCAGACUGUAAGGGUCCAGCGUUUGAUACACCGAACUCUGUGUGUGAGUAUGAAGCGUGUGCUGGUCAAGAUGAGGCUGGACUGUAUGAGGCAUGUGGCGGCACUGUAGUGAAGGCUGAUGAUAAGUGCACUAUCGUAGAGACUGGAGAGAAGCCAUGUUGCCAGGGAUGUGAGAACACGGAGGUCACGUGUGUAGCUCUUCUGGAUCUGCCGAAUACCAACGCAGAUAUCAUGCGGUGUGAACCGAGCGGAGGCGGUGGUGCCUACUCGAGUCCUAGUACCAGCUACG
Molecule: messenger RNA, 1258 nt
Organism: Phytophthora nicotianae INRA-310
Lineage: Eukaryota; Oomycota; Peronosporomycetes; Peronosporales; Peronosporaceae
Exons: 1
Source: RefSeq, a predicted model, not a curated record